This is a messenger RNA of Medicago truncatula (barrel medic), 1892 nucleotides long. Its product is annotated as geranylgeranyl diphosphate reductase, chloroplastic. Gene Ontology annotation, biological process: photosynthesis; chlorophyll biosynthetic process. Gene Ontology annotation, cellular component: chloroplast thylakoid membrane. The transcript is spliced from 2 exons. The record is from RefSeq and is a predicted model, not a curated record. Gene Ontology annotation, molecular function: FAD binding; oxidoreductase activity, acting on the CH-CH group of donors, NAD or NADP as acceptor. The coding region runs from base 59 to 1447 and encodes 462 amino acids. NCBI's taxonomy places the organism in Eukaryota, Viridiplantae, Streptophyta, Magnoliopsida, Fabales, Fabaceae.
AUUCCAAUAAAACACAACACCACAAAAUUUCAAACCCCCACACUUUCACUCAACCACCAUGAGCUCCAUCGCCCUCAAAUCCUUCCUCGGCCUCCGCAUUUCCUCACCAGAAACCCCCCAAUUCUCCUACCGCCCCAAACCCAUCACCCACCGCCGCAAGUUCACCGUCGUCGCUGCAGCAACCAGCCCAAAAAUCGAUGGCCGAAACCUCCGUGUUGCCGUCAUCGGCGGUGGUCCAGCUGGAGGUGCAGCAGCAGAAACACUUGCAAAAGGUGGCAUAGAAACCUUCCUCAUUGAACGUAAAAUGGACAACUGCAAACCAUGUGGAGGAGCCAUUCCUCUAUGCAUGGUUGGUGAGUUCGACCUUCCACUAGACAUCAUAGACCGCCGUGUUACCAAGAUGAAGAUGAUUUCUCCGUCGAAUGUCGCCGUCGACAUUGGUAGGACACUUAAGUCUCAUGAGUAUAUUGGUAUGGUGAGGCGUGAGGUGCUUGAUGAUUAUCUUAGAAAUAGGGCUAAGGAAAAUGGAGCGAAUAUUAUUAAUGGGUUGUUUUUGAAAAUGGAUAUUCCUAAAGAAAAGAAUGCUCCUUAUGUUCUUCAUUAUUCUUCUUAUGAUGGGAAAACUGGUGGGGUUGGUGAAAAAACUACUUUGGAAGUUGAUGUUGUUAUUGGUGCUGAUGGAGCUAAUUCUAGAGUUGCUAAGUCUAUUGAUGCUGGUGAUUAUGAAUAUGCUAUUGCAUUUCAGGAGAGGAUAAAAAUCCCGGAUGAUAAAAUGGCUUACUAUGAGGAUCUUGCGGAGAUGUACGUGGGCGACGACGUUUCUCCUGAUUUCUAUGGUUGGGUAUUCCCGAAAUGUGACCAUGUUGCUGUCGGCACCGGAACUGUGACACACAAGGGAGACAUCAAGAAGUUCCAACUAGCAACAAGGAAAAGAGCCGAGGACAAGAUCUUAGGGGGCAAGAUUAUCCGCGUGGAGGCUCACCCUAUACCGGAACAUCCAAGGCCACGAAGAUUGUCAGGGAGGGUCGCGCUUGUGGGUGAUGCUGCUGGCUACGUGACCAAAUGUUCCGGAGAAGGAAUCUAUUUUGCAGCCAAGAGUGGGAGGAUGUGUGCAGAGGCAAUUGUGCAGGGUUCGGCGAAUGGAAAGAGGAUGGUUGAAGAAGGGGAUUUGAGGAAAUAUUUGGAGAAAUGGGACAAGACUUACUGGCCUACUUACAAGGUUUUGGAUAUUCUUCAGAAGGUGUUCUAUAGGUCCAAUCCUGCUAGGGAAGCUUUUGUUGAAAUGUGUGCUGAUGAAUAUGUGCAGAAGAUGACAUUUGAUAGUUAUCUGUACAAGACUGUUGUGCCUGGGAGUCCAUUGGAAGAUAUCAAGUUGGCUAUCAACACCAUUGGAAGCUUGGUUAGGGCUAAUGCUCUAAGGAGGGAGAUGGACAAACUUAAUGUAUGACAACAAUAGUCAUUCAUCACAGUCUGUCUGACUUGUAUACAUAUUAAUUUAUCAUUCAUUUUUGCUUUCGUAGUAAACAUGAUCUCUUAUAAGUGUUAAUUAUCUGUGUAAGCAAACGGAUUAAAUUUUCAUGCAAUCCCAAUAUAGACUGGUGAUUGGAGCAUAGCAGGGGUUGAUUGAAAUUUGAAAGAACUUGUAAAAGUUUAAGAGAUCAGACUACUUUGCAUGUGGUAUUUAUCAGCUGGAAUUUAAGAGAUUUGAUAUAGGCUGUAAUUCCCUUCUGUUAGUUAUAUAUAACUUGUGAGAGAGUAAGAACAUUGAAUAUACCAAUGAAAAUUGGUCUAGUUGAUAAGGAUUCUAUAAUGAUCUUAGAAAGGUUUGAGUUCGAAUCUUGCUGCAAAUGUAAGAAUUUUAUCAGUGGAUAAUAUGUAAGUACUUUUGUAAA